AUGGCCUCCAAGGCAAUUGCGAAGGCUGCGGCAGGCGGUCUCGUGGAGAUCUCCCAGAAGCACACCCUCCAGUCCACAGGCAUCUGGGAACGCAUCCGCCGCUCCCUGGCCAUCGACCCCAACCGCUCCUCCGGCGUGCCCUUGAACCCGACCUUCCGCAACCCGGCACCGGGCGCCAACGACCCCCUGGCCUACGACGACCCCGUCACCGUCCCCGCGGGCGACAUCGCCGACAACCCGUACUGGAAGCGCGACGCCCGCCGCAACUACCCGGCCAUCAGCGUCGUCAACCAGGCCGACGUCGUCGGCCUGCUGGCCGUCGGGUCCGCCGCCAACCCGCGCGUCGAGCUCAUCGGCGAGGCGGGCGAGAAGGCGCUCGUCGCGGCCAAGGAAGAAGGAAAGACGACGGGCAUCGCGGCUUACCUCGAGAAGAACGCCGCGCAGGGCGCCGUCGAGGCGAGCAAGGAAGCGCUGUUUACGAAUGGGUUGCCGCCGACGCCGAGUGGUGAGAGUUUGAAGAGUGGGAAGUGGGAUGUGCACAAGUACAAGGUCAACGAGGAGCAGACCUACGGUGAAGGGUGA
Messenger RNA from Colletotrichum lupini, 582 nucleotides. Its product is annotated as NADH-ubiquinone oxidoreductase 21.3 kDa subunit. The record is from RefSeq and is a predicted model, not a curated record. The transcript is spliced from 2 exons. NCBI's taxonomy places the organism in Eukaryota, Fungi, Ascomycota, Sordariomycetes, Glomerellales, Glomerellaceae. Bases 1 to 582 code for a protein of 193 amino acids.